UAACCCACGACGUCGACUGUUAAGUGUUUUCUUAACUGGAGCUUGUGGUACGAGUCAAAUGAGUCUCUUGCCGGCGACUAUCUGCUGGCUUACGUCUCCUAUAAUCUGUUCUUGACCAAGGGGCCAAGCUUUCGCAACGGUCGAAUAAGACAGAAGAAUGUCGCACAGAUCAUCGGACGUCUACUCUCGGCGCCCUUUCGGCGAUGAUCGCCGAGUUCCUGAAUCUCGAGACCACCGCCGUGAGAGUCUCCAGAGAGUAGGGUCCGAUUCCUCUAGGGCAGAUAGAUAUCGAAAGGACAGUGACACAUCAGCGAGAGACUCUCUCCGCAACCAGUCUGACAUAUCUUCCCUGGGGACACCAUCUUUGAGUCCCACCGUGAAGCCUCACCUCGUUCGUUCUUCACGAUCUGAAAAUGGGAUCAAGAUCUCAGCAUCGGCCUCGCAGUCAUCCGCGGAAAGCCCUAGCCCCGGAAGCACCCUAAGCACGAGGCUCAUCAGCUUGCUCAAACAGCAUGAUGCCGCGGUGAUUGAGGUGGCCAGACUUCGAGCUGAGCGGGAUCCUCUUGAAAAGGUCUGGAAAAAGCGGCAAGAAGAAUAUGAGAAAUCAAAGAUCAAACACGCCGAGUUUCCCUCUGUGCCCGAGGUGCAAAACCUGCAUAGGGUUAAGUACGGCGAACGUCUACGUUACCUUGACGCCGAAAUACGGAAAGCUCAGGACAUUGUCGACGAGACGGGGCGUUCUAUAGCUCUAGCCGUUUCUGGAUGUUCCGAACCCACGGUCCCCUUGCAGCCGCAGGAGCCGUCAAAAAGCCGGCUCGCCGAGAUAAGCGAGCUUCGAUCGGAAUUACGCAAAAUCAAGGCUGGACGCUUACAGGAACGAAGCGGCUUCGAAGCCGAACUUGAGAGGCGCUUUGCCGAGUUGAAGGAGCAGCUGACGAAGCAGUUCACGAAACAGCUGAGCGAGCAAAGGGAGAAGAUCGUCACGGGCCUGAGUGAGAUGAAGGAAAUUAAGGCCAUGAGAAGCAUGAAGGAGGAGACAGUGGAAGAAGUCGAGCAACAACUGCGUGCGGCGCGCGAGGAGCUUGACAAGCGGCUCUCGGACGGCCUCGAAGCUGUGACAAGUGCAAAAGCCUCCACUCUUGCGCAGAAGGAAAUGUCCGCUUUGCGAACCGACUAUUCUGGUCUUCUGAAACGGGUGGAUGACCUUACCCAACAGUUGUCCCGAAAUGCCCAAGACACUAUCUACCUUCGUGGCGAGCUCACCGAGCAGCUUGCACAGAGCAACCGACGCAUUGCCUCUCUUAGCAAGGAUUUGUCGGCCUGUGUCCAGCGGGUAGAAGUUGAAGCUCGGAAAGUCGAAGAGCACGAAGAAAAGCUGUCAGGCCUCGACGCCGAAGCCCUUGAGGGCGUUGCCGAGAAAAUGUCGAUCGAGUUCCCCGACUUGCAGAGAAAAAUGGCGGGUAUCCAAGCCAAGAUGGACGGCACCAUUUCGCGCCAGGAAGUGGAAUCCAAGCAGAACAGCUUGCUUGCCAGAGUCCAACGAUACGUCACAGAAAGCGGGGAGAGCUUGGCUCAAAUGGUGGAUGCGGUACAAAAGGCCACGGCAGAACAGUCUGUCCAGAUUGAAGAACUGAAGAAGGCCUCUAUAAGUACCGCGAGGGUUGGCGCGGACUCCGAACCAAACCAAGCGACAAAAGCUGAGUUCGAGACAAUCAGUUCGGACAUAGCUUCUAUCAAAUCCGAAUUUGAUGCAACCAGAAUGACAGUCGACAAGCUUAGCAAAGACGUCUCAAUCAUUAUCGACGAGGACCUCAAAAAUCAACUCGAGAUGGUUCGACUCUCGAUCAAAGUGCUAGACUCGCAGUUUAGCAAUCUGUCGACCAAGUCGCUGGCUGAGCAUAUCAUCGGACAACUCGGGCAGAUCUACCCGAAUGCUCAACAAAUUAAUGCUGACAUUGAAGCUUUGAAAACCAUGAUCAGCAACCUUGCUUACCGCAUGGUCCAACUCGAGAGGCAGACGGAGGACCUAAGACGCGCUCAAAUUAUGUCUUGCAGCUGCCGGGCGAAAACUUGUGCUCCGGAAACCAACUCGUUCGACAUGUUAAAGGUGUCGAACAUGCAGGAUUCUAAUUUGAGAAACCUCAACGACAAUGCUCAGCCAGUUCUUAAACGGAGGAGGACGGACUCGGUGCUAAACGCGGAUGAACAUCUUUUGGCAGUACCUAACGGAACCAAUCAGACGGGAGGUUGAGGAUUGUGAUCACAGUCCUAGAAGCGGAUACAUUGUGGCAGAGAUGAGGCUGAGCUCAUGUUUGUUUCAAUCUCGUGUUUGGGGCUGGGACUGGACAUAUGUACGAAUAUAUGCCAUUACCGAGGCGACGCUUGUGGAUUGGUUGUUUGAUGGGCGCUGCAAUACUGCAUAGGCACUUGUCGGAUUCCUUGUGCGGUUAUUCAAUCACUCAUUUAAUUGCUUACUAG
Thermothelomyces thermophilus ATCC 42464 is the source of this 2478-nucleotide messenger RNA. RefSeq lists its product as uncharacterized. The transcript has 3 exons. The record is from RefSeq and is a predicted model, not a curated record. NCBI's taxonomy places the organism in Eukaryota, Fungi, Ascomycota, Sordariomycetes, Sordariales, Chaetomiaceae. The coding region runs from base 158 to 2251 and encodes 697 amino acids.